AUGGGUGAGUCUGACGUGUUACCAACUGAGAGACGUGGUAAGUCGAUGAGUGAGUCUGACGUGUUACCAACUGAGAGACGUGGUGAGUCGAUAGGUGAGUCUGACGUGUUACCAACUGAGACACGUGGUAAGUCGAUGGGUGAGUCUGACGUGGUACCAACUGAGAGACGUGGUGAGUCGAUAGGUGAGUCUGACGUGUUACCAACUGAGAGACGUGGUGAGUCGAUAGGUAAGUCUGACGUGUUACCAACUGAGAGACGUGGUGAGUCGAUAGGUGAUUCUGACGUGUUACCAACUGAGAGACGUGGUGAGUCGAUAGGUGAGUCUGACGUGUUACCGACUGAGAGACGUGGUGAGUCGAUGGGUGAGUCUGGCGUGUUACCAACUGAGAGACGUGGCGAGUCGAUAGGUGAGUCUGACGUGGUACCAACUGAGAGACGUGGUGAGUCGAUAGGUGAGUCUGACGUGGUACCAACUGAGAGACGUGGUGUGUCGAUGGGUGAGUCUGGCGUGUUACCAACUGAGAGACGUGGCGAGUCGAUGGGUGAGUCUGACGUGUUACCAACUGAGAGACGUGGCGAGUCGAUGAGUGAGUCUGACGUGGUACCAACUGAGAGACGUGGCGAGUCGAUGGGUGAGUCUGACGUGGUACCAACUGAGAGACGUGGUGAGUCGAUAGGUGAGUCUGACGUGGUACCAACUGAGAGACGUGGUGAGUCGAUAGGUGAGUCUGACGUGUUACCAACUGAGAGACGUGGCGAGUCGAUGGGUGAGUCUGACGUGGUACCAACUGAGAGACGUGGCGAGUCGAUGGGUGAGUCUGACGUGGUACCAACUGAGAGACGUGGUGAGUCGAUGGGCGAGUCUGACGUUUACCAAAUGAGUGACUAA
Molecule: messenger RNA, 891 nt
Organism: Macrosteles quadrilineatus (aster leafhopper)
Lineage: Eukaryota; Metazoa; Arthropoda; Insecta; Hemiptera; Cicadellidae
Product: sodium/potassium/calcium exchanger 1-like
Exons: 1
Coding region: 1-891 (296 amino acids)
Source: RefSeq, a predicted model, not a curated record